UGGCCGUGCGGUUUUGGUUUUGUCGGAGCCGAGGCGCUGCGUGAAAAUGCUCUCGGCUUAAGAGAUGGUUUCUGUUGUAAAUAACGCGGCAUGUGGACACUUCUCCGGGCUUUUAUUCCUCUGUUAAAGCCUCGGAGUGCGGUUCUGCGAGUUUGGAGCGCCGGGGGAACUUUUGACGCGCUCACAAAACAGAUUUGCUGAAGGCUUCACAUCCCCCCGAGCUCAAGCACAGGACGCUUUUAGCUUUAGCCUAGCCUAGCCUAGCAUGAGGAUCAGGGCUUUGCAGGUUUCUCACUCUGACCCCAGUCUUCCCCAGCUGAGCGCGUUUCCUCACCUCGGAGACUAAAUGCACCUGGACCCGGGGGCUUGUGGGCAUGAAGUGGCUGGGCGAAUCCAAGAACAUGGUCUUAAAUGGCAGACGACACGGGGCCAAGUUGACCAGCGAGACGCCCGCCAGCCGCUCCCAGACACAGAAGAGCUCCCUACGCCACAGCAAGGCUCUGCAGCGGAGCCGGAGAUGUAGCCGGAGGUUCACUGCAUCCAGCCUGGAGUCGGAGCGGCGGUAUGUGCCCUCCUCAGGGAUGACCGCCAAAGAGCUGUGUGAGAACGAUGACCUCACCACCAGCCUCAUCCUGGACCCGUACCUGGGCUUUCAGACCCACAAAAUGAACACCAGGUUUCGUCCGGUUAAAGGGAGACAAGAGGAGUUGAAGGAAAUCAUCGAGCGCUUCAAAAAACACGACAACUUGGAGAAAGCGUUCAGAGCUCUGACGUCCGGAGACUGGGCCAGAAACCUGUUCCUCCAUAAAACCAAGGCUCAAGAAAAACUCUUCAAACAACAUGUUUUUGUCUACUUGCGAAUGUUUGCCCAGGACAGCGGCUUUGAGAUCCUGCCCUGUAACAGAUACUCGUCGGAGCAAAACGGAGCCAAAAUCGUGGCAACUAAAGAAUGGAAGAGGAAUGAUAAGAUGGAGUACCUGGUGGGCUGUAUCGCGGAGCUGUCCGAGAGCGAGGAGAACCAGCUGCUCAGACACGGAGAGAACGACUUCAGUGUGAUGUACUCCACCAGGAAGAACUGCGCCCAGCUGUGGCUCGGGCCGGCAGCUUUCAUCAACCACGACUGCCGGCCAAACUGCAAGUUUGUGUCGACAGGUCGGGACACAGCCUGCGUGAAGGUCCUGAGGGACAUCGAGCCCGGGGAAGAGAUCUCCUGUUACUACGGCGACGGCUUCUUUGGCGAGAAUAAUGAGUUUUGUGAAUGCUACACGUGCGAGAGGCGUGGCACGGGGGCGUUCAAGUCGAGGGCGGGACUUCCUGUGGAGGUGCCGGUCAUCAACAGUAAGUACGGUCUGCGGGAGACGGACAAACGGCUGAACCGACUGAAGAAGCUCGGAGAGAAAGGAGCCGGAUCAGACAGUCACUCUGUGGGCUCACACACGGACGCAGAGACUCAGGAAAACACCAACACGCACACAGCUGCCAGAAAAAGGACAUCAUCUUCAUCUGGUCUGAAAUACAAAAACAGGACUCAAACCAGAUCCCUUUCUACCUCAUGUUCCAAACAAGGUCGAGUCACCAAUAACAGGGUACCAAAGAGACUGAAGUCGUCCCAGCCCCGGCCCUCCCUCAGCCGACUGACGCUGAGGAGCCGGAGGAGGGACUCUCGAGCGCUCAGGGACGCUAAAGCAACCACGCAAUGUAAGAACGUGUCUGUCAAAAAGGAAAAGCACGAAUCACAGGAAAUCACGCCGCAGACUCCGGGCUCACGGGGGUGCAUCACGAGACACGCUGCGAAGGAAAACGGCAGCCUACAAAACAGCGAGGGCAGCGCCACCUAUAGAACUCGGAGAUCAACUCGAACCAUUAAAAAUCAGGAAGGUAAGGAGGAUAGUUUGGACGGUGCUAGCUCUGUUCCCGGCGGAGUUGUGAUUAAAACCGAACCGGCCGACAUGGAGGAGUACUUGCACCACCAGCAGGGGGCGAGCUUGCCCACGGUCAGCACAGGGUAUAGUCGUAAUAGGUGUACGCGGCAGAAACGUGUGGGUUUGCUGAGGUCGGAGCGGACGAUAAAAUGCGAAAACUACGCAGAGACGAUAAUGCCGCUGACGGGGAGUAACGCCAGCUUUUCGGAUUGUGAUAGUAAUAAUGUUUUGCUAAGCUACGCGGACGCACAUCGGGAUUAUAACGGAAUGUCCAAAUCGAUCCGAAGGGACAAGAGGAAGUCCAGUUCUCCGGAUAAAACCAAGAAGAAGCGGAGGAUCACGCGCUACGACGCUCAGCUCAUUCUGGAAAACAGCACGGGGCUACCCAAGCUAACGCUACGCAGGAGGAGGGACAGCAACAGCAGCAAAACGAACGAACCCAAAGAGGCUAGCUCCGCCUCCUCCUCCUCUUCCAGUAAAAUCAGCAUCAAACUGAGCAAGGACCGCGACAACAAGGACAAAGGCAGCUCUUACGUGUCCAGACUCAAUAACGGAUACGCUCCGGUGGUGCACAGUAACUCUACGAAGCUAAAAAUCCAGCUGAAAGGAGCGGACGAUGCGCGGAGGGCGGCUCACACCACCAAACCCGACCAAAUGCCCUUUAACGGGGACAUUUCUCAGAGUGUGGAGUCGCGAAACGGAGCACAUCGCCCCCCGAAGGUGAUGGGGGAACCUUCAUCAGACGAAGACAACGCGGAUGAGGAGGAGGAUUAUUUUGACACAGAGUUCGAGGACGACUUCAUUCCACUUCCUCCUGCGAAACGGCUCCGUCUGAUCGUGGGCAAAGACUCCAUGACCAUAGAUAUCUCCUCCACGAGGAGAGAAGAGCAGUCCCUGAGGCUCAAUGCAUAAGCUCACCGCAAACCCACAACGCCUACACGAACGAAAGUGACUUCAACUCACAAUAUUACACUUUAUUUCUCUAGUUUUGACCUGUUAAAGAUGCACUGCGUAACUUUUCUGAUAAAGGGAUCGCCUACUACCUUGUCCCAUGGCUAAAAUGUCCCACAGUGUAGCUUUAAACUUAUAUCUCCAGCUUACAUUUAUUCAAUUACACUUUUUAUUGCUCAAAAACAUCUUGAAAAACAUACACUCUUAUUGCAUCCGGGCUCGCCUCUCCACAGAUCUGGCCUUGACCUGACAGCUGCUUGUAUCCAUGGAAACACAUCAAUUUAAUGCUACACUCUGAAACAUUCUUAACACAGUAGUAAUGGUCUCCCUGUCUCCAUGGAGGCAAAUAAGUCGCCUGAAAAGUUCCACAGUGCAACUUUAACAUGUAUUUACUUAUUAUGCCCAGAUUAUUUAAACGUUUUUUUUGAGAAGCAGAUCUAAACCAGGUCUAGAACAGGAUUAAACCAGGUCUAGAGCGGGACUAAACCUGGACUAAACCAGGUCUGAACCAGGUCUAAAAUAGGUCUUCUUUUGAGUAGUUUUGAUUUAUUGAGUUGAAUUUAUUUAUUGAUCCCAGGGCGUGUGAGUUUAAGAUAUUUCCCACGAAUUUGGUUUUGUUUGUGCGUUUUUGUUUUUGUUUUUUAAUUCCUCUGAUGGAUUUUGCUUGAAUUUAAACUUUUGAAAAUACCCUGAAAUAUCUUAAAAUAGUUCUAAGUAAAUAAAAUCAAAACUAGUCCAAUUUCAAUUUGGAGUUACUGAACUAGAGUAUCAUUGAUCAUUGAGCGAGUACUUGUAAAGUUAUUUUUUAUUUUAUUUUUUUAUUACCCAGCACUUUAUCAAACUUAUGUGAUUAUUUUGAAGAUUUGUCUCUAAUUUCUUUUUCUGAGCUAAAAUAUUUGUUAUUGAGGUUAGAUUUCAAAGGUGCGUUGUGUCUCUUUUCUGGUGGAGGGUACGUCACCUGCUUCCUUUCCUGCUCGUUUCCAUGGAGAUGUCAUUGUGAGGCCUGGAAUGUUCCGCAGUAUGACUUUAAACAACUCUACAUUUAUUCAAUUACAUUUGGUUUUAUAUCUCAAAAAUACAGACAAAAACACGUAUUCUGGCUGUGAGCGGGGUCGCCUCUCCACAGAUCUGACCCGUAACUUGGUUUGUUUUUUUCUCCAUAAAUACAGAAAGUUUUAAAGCCAUACUGUGGAACAUUCCAGACAAAGCAACAACAUAGGAAGACUCAGAAACGCAUCUGACGAACCCAAAACCAGAAAAGUUACACAAUGCAUCUUUUAAUCUUUUCUUAUUGUGAAUAAACAGAUAAUUAAGUUUUGCUAGAAUUACAAAAAUGUCGAAAAUAGUCUUGAUUUAUCCACAAAAAUCACUUUUAUAUGUCUAAAAAUGAAUUAAAUAAAGAAUAUUAAAUAUUGAGUCCAAAUUAAAUUAAAUCACCAGCAGACAGUUUGCUUUAUAAUAAGAAAAAUCUAUAUUAAAACCUGUUCAAAAUGUAUAAAAUGAAUUAAAAUAUAAGUAUACUAAAGGUGCAUUGUGUAACUUUUCUGGUGGAGGGUCCGUCAAAUGCUUUUCUCCAUGGAGAUGUUAUCGCCGUACCUAAAAAAAAUUCCGCAAUACGGCAUUCAAGUUCCAUAUUUUGCAAUUAUUCAGAUGAAAAUGUGGUUUUAUAACGCAAAAAUACCUCGAUAAAUGUCUUUAAACUCUUAAAAUUCUUACUCUGACCUGUAACUAACUUGGCCUCUCCAUGGCAACCAGCAUGGGAAAGACUCUCAACCAGAAAAGUUACACAAUGCGCCUUUAAGUAAACCAGAACGAGCCAACGCCGUUAAAAUCGACUUGGGUGUUUUUGAGUUGAAGUCACUGGACGUCGUGGGGCCGUUCCCGUUUGUGGUGCUUCCUGUGUUUUUUCUGUAAAUAAAGAUCACUCGCUAAUCAACUGUUGUGUUGAUGUAAAAGAAGUAAUUUAAAAACAAAAUGGCUUCCUGGAAAAAUCAUUGUUACUAAAGGGAGAGGUUGACUUGAAAAAAAUUCGUUUAAAACACUUUUGUAUUUUGUAAUCUGAAGGUUCGUUUGGGAUAUUUUGCGAGUUUCGGCGAGUUCACGUUUCGCAUUUUGACCAAGAUUAUUUUCUAUAAUAUUUUAAGGUUUAUAAGUGGAAAGGAGCAAGCACUAAAUGAUGUUAUGUGUAUGAAUUUAAAUUAUUAUUAAAGGUGUACUGUGUGACUUUUCUCGAGGAGGGUACGUCGCCUGGAAACGAUGCACUUUGCCUAAAACGUUACACAGUAUGGCAGAAAACUUC
Molecule: messenger RNA, 5172 nt
Organism: Boleophthalmus pectinirostris (great blue-spotted mudskipper)
Lineage: Eukaryota; Metazoa; Chordata; Actinopteri; Gobiiformes; Gobiidae
Gene: kmt5b
Product: lysine methyltransferase 5B
Exons: 10
Coding region: 375-2834 (819 amino acids)
Cellular component (GO): nucleus
Molecular function (GO): protein binding; histone H4K20 methyltransferase activity
Source: RefSeq, a predicted model, not a curated record